AUGAAUAGAAGCCAAAGGCUCAUGUCUUUAUUUGAAUCGCUACUGGAAACAGAAAAGAGGCUGGAUCAAGUCAUUACGCAAAAGAAAAUGGCAGUUGAGGAGGCGCAUUUUAAAAAAAUAAAGAAGCUGUGCACUGUGAGAAUCCACAUAUUUCUGGAGAGAACAACAGAAGAUACGCUCUUUGUUCUCAUCGGAGGGAAGGUCAGAUCAGAGCCGGAUGAAGCUGCAGAAGAAGAGGCGCCAGAAACCAAGUCAAUAGGAACAAUCAUCAACAAACUGUUCGUAGAGCUAAAUAGAGGAGAAGAGAGCUCCAAAGAGAUCACAAACAGCGCGAUAUCAAUGGAAGUAUCGCAUGAUGCGUACAGCGCAGUAAACAGGAACAGAGUAGAGCUGUCGCACAGUGAGAAUGAAGCCUUCUUCGAAUGGCACAACAGAUCACCGCCAUCAGAUGUCUCUGAGUUUGAGAUAAAAACAACGGCCAAAUCAACACACGGAAGGAUAUACAUCAGCUUCAUGAGCUACACGGGAGUGUACGAGCUGUGCACAGAGCUGGCACAGCACAUUGGGAUAAUAAGAGGGUCUAAGUCAUCGAUACUCCUUGGAAUAUGGAAGUACAUCACUGCACAGAAGAUGAGAGAUCCAUCGAAGCAAAAGAGCAUUAUAUGCAAUGACGUGUUCAAGAAGGCCUUUGGUCAAGAAGAAAUAACAUUCUCAGAAAUCAUCCAAAAGCUAGACCAGUAUUUAUCGCCCGUUGAAAUGAUUAAUUUUGAUUUUGCAAUUCCCACACAGCCAGGCACAAAGACACAGCUAGCAUACGAUAUCAAAACAGAACUAGACCCAAUGAACAGAGAGUAUGCAUACUCAAACAACAACAAGAUAGCCAUACAGAAUAAGAAGAUAGAGGACAUUCUUAUAAGGAUAGAAAAGCAGGACGAAAAGAUAGAGUCGCUCGAUAAGUUCAUCCAGAGCCCAAAAGAGUACAUCUCCAACUGGAUUCUAGACAGCUCGAAGGACUUGCAUCUGAUCGCAGACGAUCUCUUUGACAUAAGCGAUGGAUUUUAUACCCAGAAGGAAAUACAAGAAAGUGUAUAUCAGCUGCUACAGAAUUAUAAGUGA
Messenger RNA from Nematocida minor, 1116 nucleotides. Its product is annotated as SWI/SNF-related matrix-associated actin-dependent regulator of chromatin subfamily D. Gene Ontology annotation, biological process: regulation of transcription by RNA polymerase II. Lineage: Eukaryota; Fungi; Microsporidia. The record is from RefSeq and is a predicted model, not a curated record. The transcript has a single exon. Gene Ontology annotation, cellular component: nucleus; SWI/SNF complex. Bases 1 to 1116 code for a protein of 371 amino acids.